Molecule: messenger RNA, 2791 nt
Organism: Dermochelys coriacea (leatherback sea turtle)
Lineage: Eukaryota; Metazoa; Chordata; Testudines; Dermochelyidae
Product: opsin-5-like
Exons: 10
Coding region: 996-2156 (386 amino acids)
Biological process (GO): visual perception; G protein-coupled receptor signaling pathway
Cellular component (GO): membrane
Molecular function (GO): G protein-coupled receptor activity
Source: RefSeq, a predicted model, not a curated record
GGCGCUCGCACGUCGGGGGCUGGAGCCGGACGGGCCGCAGGAUCCGUCGGCGUCCCGGCGAGCGCAGCGUUCGCCUCCCGCCCGGCGAAGCCUGAACAGCCAGGCAGGGCGCAGGCGUCGCCCGCUGCCGCCUCGCAAGGCCCGGGGGGGCUUCUGAGGGUCCGCCCAGGGCAGCCCGGGCAACUCCCCCAGCUCCCACCAGUAUAAGAGGAGGCCCCUAGGCGGAGCGGCACGUACGGGGGCUGCCGUUGCCAUGGCAGUUCCCGCCGAGGCAGGAGAAGCAGCAGCGGGAAGUCCCGCCGUGCGCGGCUGUCCCUGCGCGGCGGCCGCGGCUCUAGCCCCGCGCCCGGGGGCGAGGGCUGGGCCAGGCCCCUGCGCGUGCCGCGUGGAGGUGGCGCCACGAGGAAGUGGCGCCUCUCGCCCGCUUCCCCCGGGCUCCGGCCAAGAUGGGUUCCUAUCUUGUUAAUGCAACAUUCCAGUCCAAAAUAACAGAAGAGGCAGAUAUUAUUGUUGGAAUGAUUUAUACAGUGUUUGGUGAAAACUAGAAAUUUCUGGUGAUACUUUCAUUCUAUUUCUGAUAUUCUGCAUGCAGAUCAUCAUCAACAAAGCAAGGUGAAAACUUGCUCUCGCUGGAAAGUGAACUGCACAUGAAACGAUCCCAUGAUAGCCAACCCUGCUCAGAUCACUGGCUCGCUUCAGUGUGACUUUCCAGCAUGCACUAUGUUAGUGGUUUCACGGCUACUGCAGGACCUUGUAAGAGAAAGGAGCCAGCCUGUUGGGCACGGGAGUGUCAGCAGAGUCCUAAAGCAGCUGUGACAUCCAUAUGGUGCAUGCUGGAACAUCAUAUCGGAGUUUGAGCUGGUAAUCCAAACAGGGCUGGGUGCUGUGGGACCUUGAAAGCAAAUGGAAAAGGAAUAUGCUCCUUGUGUGGAAAUGGUAUUCUUUUGUAUGUUUCCUACAAGAAAAAGAAUUUGCUAAAACCAGCAGAAUACUUCAUGAUCAAUCUUUCCAUCAGUGACCUUGGUAUGACUCUGACCUUGUACCCUCUAGCUGUUACAUCCAGCCUUUCUCACAGAUGGUUGUAUGGUAAACAAGUUUGCUUGUUCUAUGCAUUUUGCAGUGUACUUUUUGGGAUCUGCAAUCUGUCAACACUAACAUUACUGAGUACUGUGUGCUGCCUCAAAACUUGUUUCCCAGCUUACGGGAACAGAUUUAGGCGAGAACAUGGACGAAUCUUGAUAGCCUGCGGAUGGGCCUAUGCAGCAAUUUUUGCCUGUUCACCCCUAGCUCACUGGGGAGCAUAUGGACCAGAGCCCUACGGAACAGCUUGUUGCAUUGACUGGCAUUCAUCAAAUGUAAACACGGUGGCAAUGUCUUACACCAUAGCUCUCUUUGUCUUCUGCUUUAUCAUCCCCUGUGGGGUAAUUGUUACGUCCUAUACCCUCAUUCUGAUAACUGUCAAAGAAUCCAGAAAGGCAGUGGAACAGCAUGUCUUGGGUCCCACCAGAAUGAGCAACGUACAGGCUAUUACAGUCAAGAUGAGCAUUGCUGUAUGCAUUGGAUUUUUUGCUUCCUGGAGCCCAUAUGCCAUCAUAGCCAUGUGGGCAGCCUUUGGAUCCAUAGAAGGGAUUCCUCCCCUAGCCUUUGUUGUGCCAGCUGUCUUUGCAAAGUCCUCAACACUCUACAACCCAGUUACCUAUCUUCUUCUGAAGCCCAAUUUCCGAAGCAUCCUUGCCAGAGAUUUUGGAGUUCUCCAGCAAUUAUGCAUCAGGACUUGUUUUUGCCUCAAGGCCCUACAGAGCUGCAGUUAUAGGUCAGUUCUGGAAGUCAGCCUGAAUUCAUUUAAAGGGAGAAAUGAGUCCAACUGUAACUCGGUGCAGACUGUGGAAGGAUGUUCUUACUUCCCUUGUGAAAAGUGCAAUGAUACUUUUGAAUGCUUUAAGAACUAUCCAAAAUGCUGCCAGGAGAGGUUAAGCACUAUGGAAUGCACUCCUCAAGAAAGUGUGUCUUUGGAGAGUAGUCUCCAAGCAAAACAGAAGCAGGUUGCCAAGAAAUCUGUAAAGGUGGUUGUUCAAGGAGAAGAAAGCACUCAAAAUAAUAACUUUGAAAUCACCUUGGAAACAAUACCUGCACACAACAGAUUUGCAAAUCUUUAGAGUUUCAUUUAAGAAACAAUAAUGUAAUGGUACCAGACUUCUGAAUGUAACCUUUUCUAAACAGCCCACCCACUGUCCACUUUCUAUACAGUUUUCCUGGUUCCCUCACCUGUCCUUUGAUAGAAUACCUAAUGGAGCAUGAACUUGUUAAAAAGAAUGUUUGACUCUCACAAUGCAGACUUCAAUAAGUAUCUUGUGCUAACUGUAUUCAAACAGUACUUACUUAAUAUUUAUAUUUCAGUGGUGCUCAGAAGCCUCUAUCAGGAUUGGGGUUGAAUCAUGCUAGGUUCUGUAUAAACAUAUACAAAGCUGCAGUCUCUGUCCCAAAGAAUUUGAAAUCUAAGUAAUUAGUCUUGCGUUCCUCAAGAGACACCAUCCAAACCAUCAGUGAAAUAAACUGCAUAUAUUUAGUUAUAUAAAUGAUCAUGUGGCAGCAGCACAUUUUGGUGAAGUUUCUAUGGUGGUUCAUAGGGAAAGUACUUGAAUGCCAGUGUCCUAACCAUUUAAACUCUACCGGUGAUUCAUCAUCAUCAUGUUCCCAUUACGCCUCUGGCAUUUAGGGCAGUGAUGAAGCUCCUCCACUCCUAUCUGUUUCUGGCAAGUCUUUCAAUGGUUCCCCAGCUGUGCCCCAGGUU